AGCUAGCGCGGUGACGUAAUCUUGACGUCCGAGCAAAAAGGGUCUAUAGCUACGGGGCAGUUUUUUUUUGUUUUUUUUAUCUACAGAAAAGUGCAAAAGUGAAACUGAUCUAAACCACAAAACAAGAGAGCGUAGACUGCAACUACGAUCAGCCUUUGAAACAAAAUGGCCGCAACCAAAAGAGUGAUUUGUGACGCACUUGAAGAUCUUUUGGAAGAAGAUUUUGAAAAAUUCAAAUGGGAGCUGUGGAAUGGUGUAAUGCCAGACAUCACCCCCAUUUCUCGAGGACAGUUGGAAAAAGCUAAAAGCCAUGAUGUUGUGAAUCUCAUGGUGCAGCAGUACAGCCCUUCAGACGCCGGGAAGAUUGCAGUCAGAGCACUACGCAACAUUAAGCAAAAUGAGCUUGCUGUCCAACUGAAGGGAAAACUUCAGGAAGUUCCAGAGGACGUUUCUGCUGAAGGUGGAGCUUCAUCCGGUGCAGCGGCUGCAAACGCUUCAACUGCGGGAGUUAAACAGACCAUCUCUAACAGUGGAGGAACCGUAAAGGCUCAUGUUCUUCAUGGUGGUGUUUUUAACGGUCCAGUGAACUUCAGCUAAUGUUCAGGGAUCUAUCUAUCUUAUAACAAUGAUUUUAAUGACUAAAAUGGAAAGAAACUAAAGCAUUUGGUAUUUGGUGUUUGAUUAUUUAGACAGCUCGUAGUUUAAUAGGUAGCAUCCUUGUAUUUUAUGUUCAUUUACCACAGCCACAUAUAUUUUUAUACAUUAAACUAUAUGUGUAUUUUUUACAUUUUCAAUGUAUUUGAGCCUAAAUACAGUCUGAGUAAUUUUGAACAGCAACUCUCAAUUGGCAGCUUUCUAAAAAUACUGGUUAUGUGUGGAAUCUGAAUGACUAAUAACAAGCACAAUUUUUAUGUUGUGAAUGUCAUUUAUGUACUUCCUUGCCAAAACAUACAGGGGGCACCUGAGAAGGGGAGCUGCCAAUGUUUGUAUAACAUAUUCAUUAAAAACAGCUAUAAGCACAGAUUCAA
Molecule: messenger RNA, 1028 nt
Organism: Onychostoma macrolepis
Lineage: Eukaryota; Metazoa; Chordata; Actinopteri; Cypriniformes; Cyprinidae
Product: caspase b-like
Exons: 3
Coding region: 166-597 (143 amino acids)
Source: RefSeq, a predicted model, not a curated record